Trichoderma virens Gv29-8 is the source of this 654-nucleotide messenger RNA. RefSeq lists its product as uncharacterized. The record is from RefSeq and is a predicted model, not a curated record. The transcript has a single exon. Lineage: Eukaryota; Fungi; Ascomycota; Sordariomycetes; Hypocreales; Hypocreaceae. Bases 38 to 397 code for a protein of 119 amino acids.
ACCAGAGAGAGCACAUCCACGCAUUUGGUACUUUGAGAUGGCCAUUCAUAGGCACUUGGCUUUGCAAUCAUGGCACCCGACUACUGGAAGAAAGAAGCUGCUCCUGGAUAGAGCUACUCUGAGCGGCAAGAUUUAUAUUGGAUACAAGUCGCCAAUACCAAGGGCCCAUAUACUCGGAUUUCACAGACAUUCGGUUGCACUGUUGGGCGAUGACUACGACAAUGGAAAUUUGAGAUUAUCGAGACAACCAAGCAUUGUUGAGGCUCACGAUUGUCUCCGCGGAUUUGUAUUAUUGGUUCUUGUACCGGACUACGCUUGUGUUUCGACAGUAUCAACAGUAUUUGCUUGGGAGUUUCACAACAUCUGCAGCACUUUAAAGUCGCUUACAUCGAGAUAGGGGCGUCGAUUACAGUCUAUAAGGCCAGUUAAAACCAAGGCGAAUGGCGCAGGACAGAAUGAGAUUUACAGGAUAAUCGUUAUAUGAUUUUGCAUGGGAAAAUUCAGAAACCGCGAUAUACCCGGUUCCUUAAGCAGGCGAGUCUGUGAUUUACGUUCGGACCGAAGCCAGACAAGAAGCACGGGCCCUCUCCCGUUUUACUUGGGAGGGUGAUGGAUGAUGUCUACUUCGAUUAAUAUCUAUGCAUUCUGUGCUUC